AUGACCUUUGCUUCCAAACUCCUUACAUGGAUGGACCUCAUCAGAGAGCCUCGGGAUGGGGGACGAACUGCGCAUACGGGGAAAAAGGAGGCUGACCUUUUGGUUACUUUUGAUCCUGAAUCUAUUCCCGUCUGCUCCUAUAGUUUGUCACUUGCUCGAAAAUGGUUGAUUGUGCUAAUCGUUUGCACUGCAACUGUCUGCGUCACCUGCACCAGCUCCAUUUACACUACCACAUAUGUACAAAUGGAAGCCAAAUUCAACCCAAGCAGACUGGUCUCAACUGUCGGCAUCUCAGUCUAUGUCCUUGGCAUUGCUCUGGGUCCGUUACUGACCAGUCCUCUGAGUGAGUGGUUUGGACGAAAGCCCAUCUACCUAACUUCUUGGUCUCUGUUCAUUAUUUGGAACAUUCCGCCUAUCGUUGCGCGAAAUAUUCAGACAAUCAUCAUUGCUCGAUUUUUCACCGGGCUCACAGGCGGCACUUUCUUAGCUGUCGCAGGUGGCACGGUGAGAGAUCUGUUCUCAGAUCAUCACAUUCAGAAACCUAUGGCGGUUGUUGCAGCAGCACCAUUUAUGGGCCCUUGCUUCGGUCCUUUGAUUGGUGGCUUUAUCAACUUCAAUACUCAUUGGAGAUGGACGUAUUAUUUCGUGAUCAUUUGGUCGGUUGUGCUACUUCUCUUGAUACUGGUAUUCACUCCGGAGACAUACCAUCCAGCCAAGCUACAGUCCGCGGCUAGGAAGCUUCGCAAACAAACUGGAAAUGAUCGAUAUCAGGCUGAUGUGGAGCAAAAUGGCCAAAUCAAGGGCAAAAUGCUCCUGAUCUCACUUCUGCGGCCAUUCCAGCUUCUUUUCUUGGAGCCCAUGUGUCUCUGCUUGGGGAUUUACUCGGCUCUUCUUUUGGGUAUUCUUUAUCUGUUCUUCGGUGCAUUCCCGCUCAUCUUUGAAACGCAAUAUGGCAUGAAUAUUUGGCAAAUUGGCCUCACCUUUUUGGGAAUCAUCAUUGGGAUGAUUGCUGCAGGACUCAGUACGCCAUUAUGGACUCGAGUCCGUCAACGUCUUCUAGAUCGGUCUAAAGAUGGGCCUGAUGUGCGACACCCAGAGUACAGGCUGCCCCCAGCUAUACUGGGUGGUUUCUUGACUCCGAUCGGUUUAUUUUGGUUUGGCUGGACCACACGACCUAGUAUUCAUUGGAUUGUACCUAUUGUGGGCUCUGGGGUUUUUGGAUUCGGAACUUUAUUGACAUUCAUGGGAAUUUUCACAUUUCUUGUCGAUGCCUACCCCAAGCAUGCUGCAUCUGCGCUCGCUGCCAACGGAUUUACAAGGAGUUCAUUUGCUGCCGUUUUUCCUCUGUUUGGCGUUCAGCUAUACGAAGGCCUCGGCAUUCAAUGGGCGACUAGUCUUCUGGCAUUUCUCACGGUCGCUAUGGUGCCUUUUCCGUGUAUAUUCUUCAUUUACGGGAAGUCUAUUCGAGGGAAGAGUAGGUUUGCAACUGCAGGUUGA
This is a messenger RNA of Penicillium olsonii, 1497 nucleotides long. NCBI's taxonomy places the organism in Eukaryota, Fungi, Ascomycota, Eurotiomycetes, Eurotiales, Aspergillaceae. The record is from the annotation of a GenBank genome assembly.